UCCCGCUAUUCCCCAACUCUCACCGUCAUUCCCAACCCUGGGGAACAUGCCGUGCCAGGCUGGGAGCAUCCCACAUCCCGCAGGCCCUAGGAUGAGCAGCCGCAGCGCGCCGUGCCAUGAAUUAUUGAGGCAGGGGGAAAAGGUGGAUUUUGGCGUUUUCCGGGGCCGCGUGGUCCUGAUCGAGAACGUGGCUUCGCUCUGAGGCACCACGGUGCGGGAUUACACCCAGCUCAACCAGCUCCAAGCCCGCUACCCCCGGCGGCUGGUCGUGCUGGGCUUCCCCUGUAACCAGUUUGGAUACCAGGAGAACGGCACCAAUGAGGAGAUCCUCAACACCCUGAAGCACGUGCGGCCUGGGGGUGGCUUCGAGCCCAACUUCACCCUGUUCCAGAAGUGCCAGGUGAACGGGAGUGACACCCAUCCCGUGUUCGCCUACCUCAAGGCUCACCUGCCCGCACCGGCCGACGAGCCUGCACACCUGAUGGCCGAGCCCCGCUUUGUCGUCUGGAGCCCCGUGCGGCGCUCCGACAUCUCCUGGAAUUUUGAGAAGUUCCUGGUGGGGCCUGAGGGGGAACCGUUCCGGCGCUACAGCCCACGCAUGCCCACGGCCCAGCUGGAGCCCGACAUCCAGCGUCUCCUCAAGCUGGCCAAGUAAUCCUAGCUCCGGUGUGAUCCUGGCUCCGGUGUGAUCCUGGCUCCGGUGUGAUCCUGGCUCCGGCGUCACCCCGGGAUGGCCCCAGCUCUCCGCAGAGUGACAGCCUCCUCUGAAACCUCCACGGGGAGGGGGCUUGAUGGGGGCAGAGGGUUGGAGCCGCCGGGGCGGCGUGGGCUGGUGGCAAUAAAUGAGCCGCAGGGAGCGUGCCUGGA
This is a messenger RNA of Passer domesticus (house sparrow), 867 nucleotides long. RefSeq names its product glutathione peroxidase 2 (gene GPX2). Gene Ontology annotation, biological process: response to oxidative stress. Gene Ontology annotation, molecular function: glutathione peroxidase activity. NCBI's taxonomy places the organism in Eukaryota, Metazoa, Chordata, Aves, Passeriformes, Passeridae. The record is from RefSeq and is a predicted model, not a curated record. The transcript is spliced from 3 exons.